AUGUCGGGCAAUCCCAACGAUCACGAUCCCAAUCGUCAGGGUGAUUUAAAUCGCCAGGAUCCUCGAGAUCCUCGAGAUUCAAGAGAUCCUUGGGACCCUAGAGCCACCCAGUGGAACAAUCCGGAUGAUCAGGCUUCCUACCCACUUCAUAGUAUCCGCCAACUUCCUACCCUCCGCCACCUGACCAGGACCGUGCCUACCAAUAUCCCCCUCCCGCACAAUACGCGACAUCACAGUAUCCCCCCCUCCGCACGCAAGAUUCCUACCGUCUCCCACCUCCGCCGGGUCCUUAUCGCGCCGAUGCAUAUGGACCCCAGGCAGGACAAGGGCCUUACCAGGCAGCAGCUCCCCGACAGCGGACGGCCAUUGCAUGCCGGUACUGUCGGCGCCGGAAGAUUCGUUGCUCGGGAUUCGAGACCUCGGCAGAUGGACGAUGCAGCAACUGUGUUCGAUUCAACCAAGACUGUAUGUUUACUCCGGUCUCUUCGCAAACCCAAGCCUUUGUGCCUGCCCACACCGCCUACCCUCAUCUACGACCUGGACAAAAUGGACCAGGACCAGGGGGGCCGUGGUGGACCGCCUGUCCUGUACGGCGCUCACGGACAGCCUCUGCCCCCUCAACAGCAGCCACAAGGCCCCGAGACCACCUUGCCGCCGCCUCAAGGGAUGUACUAUCAGAACGGACGACCUCCCAUGGACGGUGCCCCGCUUCCCCUUGCGUCAACUAUGCCGGAUCCGAGACACCGUCGAGGCUCGAACUCGGGGUUUGAGUACCCAGAUCCAACCAAUCUGGCUCCCGUGACACCCGCUGGGUCUGCUCCAGGAUACCAAACUCACACUACACCCAGCCCUUACGCAUAUCCCCCUCCGCCUGCCCACGAUCGACGCACCUCGCCGCCAUCGGCUUAUAACUACGAUGCACGCCCCUCCUCCUCACCUCACGGCUCGCCCUUCCCACCUAUGCAGGCCCACCAGGCGCCUAUGACUCCACACCAGGGCAGCGUGCCCCCAGUUUCGGCUCAACAGGGCAGCGCGCCCCUCAAGUCAAGUGGCACCCCUCAGCCCGGGGGUGUGACGCCGCCACCAAGCUCUACUCCCGGUGGCUCGCAGCGAGGUGGAUUGAACGUGCGCGAUAUGCUGAACCCCGGUGAUUCCCAAGGCCGCUCCAGCACCGAUAGCGACAUGCUCAAUGCUUUGAAUCGCCGAGGCCCGCAAUAG
Penicillium verrucosum is the source of this 1218-nucleotide messenger RNA. RefSeq lists its product as uncharacterized. Bases 1 to 1218 code for a protein of 405 amino acids. Lineage: Eukaryota; Fungi; Ascomycota; Eurotiomycetes; Eurotiales; Aspergillaceae. The transcript has 5 exons. The record is from RefSeq and is a predicted model, not a curated record.